AAAAAGUGAGAAUAGGCGCUAGGCCGCUAGGGUCCCAAAUUCCAAACCCUCUCGUCUCUCAGCCUCUCUUAUUUAAGGGUGGAGUUGUUUUCUCAAGUCUUAGUAAGACAAAUCUCCAAUUUUCAGAGCACCUCGUGUCUUCGUCUUCGACUCUCCGCGGAAACGAGAACUUUCAUACUCCAUUAAUGGCGUCUCUUUCUCUUCGCUCUUUGUCUUCUUCCAAUUCAUCUUAUGGUUCCUCAUUUUCUUCUUCUGUUUCUCCUCCUCGGCGCCUUCUUCUUCGCUUCGAUCGCCCCUUCUCUGUCAAAUGUAAUGGUAGUAGUGAGCCGUUAAAAAUUAAUGGACGGCCAGCUGUCCCGAUCCUUGAUGAGCAAUCGCUGCCCAAGUUCUUGCACUCAAAACGCCUGGAGAAUACUGUAAAUAGAAGUAAUACAAGGCUGAAACUGUUUUCUGGUUUGGCAAACCCUGCACUGGCUAAGGAAAUUGCCUGGUAUAUGGGUCUUGAGCUGGGAAAAGUGAAUAUUAAGAGGUUUGCAGAUGGAGAGAUUUAUGUGCAGUUGCAAGAGAGUGUCCGAGGAUGUGAUGUGUUUAUCAUUCAGCCUACUUGCACACCGGCAAACGAAAAUCUUAUGGAGCUUUUAAUUAUGAUUGAUGCUUGUCGUAGAGCAUCGGCCAAAAAUAUCACUGCUGUGAUUCCAUAUUUUGGAUAUGCUAGAGCAGAUAGGAAGACUCAGGGGCGUGAAUCUAUUGCUGCCAAACUAGUUGCAAAUCUCAUUACUGAGGCUGGUGCUAACAGAGUACUGGCAUGUGAUCUCCACUCUGGGCAAUCAAUGGGAUACUUUGAUAUUCCUGUAGAUCAUAUAUACUGUCAGUCUGUGAUACUUGAUUAUUUAGCCAGCAAGGGUAUUGCCUCAAGCGACUUGGUUGUAGUCUCUCCUGAUGUUGGAGGAGUUGCAAGAGCCCGUGCCUUUGCAAAAAAGUUGUCUGAUGCACCUUUAGCCAUUGUGGAUAAAAGACGACAAGGUCACAAUAUAGCUGAGGUAAUGAAUCUCAUUGGUGAUGUUAAAGGAAAAGUUGCGGUUAUGGUGGAUGACAUGAUAGACACUGCUGGCACUAUUACGAAAGGUGCAGAAUUGCUUCAAAAAGAGGGGGCUAGAGAAGUUUACGCAUGUUGUACUCAUGCUGUGUUCAGUCCUCCGGCAAUUGAAAGAUUGUCUAGUGGUUGUUUCCAGGAAGUGAUAAUUACAAACACACUUCCAGUAGCGGAAAAAAACUUUUUCCGUCAGCUAACUGUUCUUUCAACAGCAAACCUUCUGGCCGAAACAAUUUGGCGGGUGCACGAUGACUGUUCCGUAACUAGUAUUUUUCAGUAGUAUGGCAAACUGUGAAGACAAGGAAGAGUAGUGUAUCGUAUAUUUGUGGUGAUAUAUCUUCCUUCGUAAUUUGCGUUGGUAUCCUAGUCUCGAAACACCGUGUUCGUGUUAUCUAGCUAAUUAUGCAGUUGCAGCAGAGUAGCAUAUAAGAGUUGCUAAAUAUUGUCCCUUAUGGAUGAUUUAACUGGCAAUCCAACCAUUUAGGAUUGCAUUUGUAUAUUUUUUUAGACGAGUUUUUUUCAUCUGAUUCAUUAAAUUUUAAGUUAUAAUAUGUUGGGACUUGGGACA
This is a messenger RNA of Amaranthus tricolor (Joseph's coat), 1661 nucleotides long. Its product is annotated as ribose-phosphate pyrophosphokinase 2, chloroplastic. Gene Ontology annotation, biological process: ribonucleoside monophosphate biosynthetic process; purine nucleotide biosynthetic process; 5-phosphoribose 1-diphosphate biosynthetic process. Bases 186 to 1373 code for a protein of 395 amino acids. The record is from RefSeq and is a predicted model, not a curated record. Gene Ontology annotation, molecular function: ribose phosphate diphosphokinase activity; magnesium ion binding. The transcript has 8 exons. Gene Ontology annotation, cellular component: cytoplasm; ribose phosphate diphosphokinase complex. NCBI's taxonomy places the organism in Eukaryota, Viridiplantae, Streptophyta, Magnoliopsida, Caryophyllales, Amaranthaceae.